CGUAACUUUAGCUUUUCUAAUAGUCUGAGAGAAGUGAAAAAGUUAUCGAAAUAUAGAUGUUUCCCUUGGAGAUUAUAACCAGAGGUAAGAUCGAAAACAACGCGUUCGCCCAAAGAUGUUUCUUUUCUAGAUUUUAUGUUUGAAACUAGUUUAGUACUCGAUAUUCAGGAUCGCAAGUUUUGGUUAAGAUUUAUCGAAAAAAAUUAAACAUUAUUUGGUACAUGUAUGGACAAAAACGACAACGAAGUCAAUAUUUUGAACAAAUCAAACAAGAAUCCGACGAUGAAAAUAUAGUAAUAAGGUAGAGACUAUUUGGAGAACUUUUAAACAAGGGAACAGAAUGAAAUUCAAUCUGCACAUUGGUCCAAAAAAUCUAUUUCAAUAUUUACGGCUCAUUCAUGGUGCGGUAGUACUCAGUAUUCUUUUGCGCUACCAUCUGACGAUGUAACACACAGCAAAUAUUGUGUGGAUGUUUGUGUUAAUUAUUCGGUUAACGAAAUGAAACAAUAUUUACCGAGAUUGAAACAAAUACAAUUUUUUUUCAGAUGGGGCAGCUGCUCAAUUUAAACAAAAAUUUUUAUUUCGCAAUCUUACUCACGUUAGUGAACGUCAUCAGCUCCAUUUGAUGUGGCACUUUUUCGCCACGAAUCAUGGUAAAGGAGUUGUAGAUGGAUUAGGAGGCACGGUAAAAGGAACAGUUUAUGGUGAAAUAAUGGCUGGUAAACAUCAGUGUAAAAAUGGUAAAGAUUUUACAAAAAUAGCUCAAGCGAAAAUGCCAAAUAUUAUAUUAUGUGAAAUAACAACAACUGAAAUUGCUAAAUCCGAAACACCAUUUAAACAACUGUUCAGCAAAACAAAACCUGUCAAUAAGACAUUGCAAAUACAUUGUGUCAAAGCCGUGAAAAAGGAUGUUAUUGAAUAUUGCUAUUAUUCAAACAGUAAAGAAAAAUUUACGAUGACAUUUUAA
Messenger RNA from Didymodactylos carnosus, 967 nucleotides. The record is from the annotation of a GenBank genome assembly. NCBI's taxonomy places the organism in Eukaryota, Metazoa, Rotifera, Eurotatoria, Philodinida, Philodinidae.